AAUCCUUUUUUAUUUUCCCUUCUCUCUCCUCUCACGAGGCAGAGACUGGCAGCAGCAUAGAGAGAGAAAGUGAAAGGAUCUUCUUCUUCUUCUUCUUCUUCUUCUUCUUCUUAUUAUUAUUACGGCGAAAGACAGUGUGUGUGAUAUAGAGAGAGAGCGGAGCAGGGUGAGAUUUCGUGGAGCGGUGCGGCGGAGGGAGGACGAGCUCCGCCGAGGUGGGUGUGGGAAGAAUGGCGUCGGACGGGGCCACGUCGUCGGCGAGUUCGCGGAGGAAGCCGUCGUGGAGGGAGAGGGAGAACAACCGGCGGAGGGAGCGGCGGAGGAGAGCGAUCGCCGCUAAGAUAUACACCGGCCUCCGGGCGCAGGGGAACUACAACCUCCCCAAGCACUGCGACAACAAUGAGGUCCUCAAGGCCCUCUGCACCGAGGCCGGCUGGGUCGUCGAGGAGGACGGCACCACUUACCGCAAGGGAUUUAAGCUGCCGUCAGUCGAUUUUGCUGCUGGCUCAUUCAAGGUCACUCCGUACUCUUCGCAGAAUCCUAGCCCUCUAUCUUCUGCGUUCCCAAGCCCCAUCCCUUCCUACCAAGUCAGCCCCUCGUCCUCGUCAUUCCCGAGCCCUACUCGGUUCGAUAACAAUGCAGCCUCAAAUCUCCUCCCGCUUCUGAGAAAUGCGAUUCCUUCAUCACUUCCUCCACUCCGCAUCUCGAGCAGUGCCCCAGUCACUCCUCCACUCUCAUCUCCAACUGCAAGAAACCCUAAGCCGAUCCCGAACUGGGAGACAAUUGCUAAAGAAUCUAUGGCCUCCUUCAAUUACCCUCUUUAUGCAGCCUCUGCCCCUGCAAGCCCAACCCGGAAUAGGCGUUUCCCUCCAGCUACCAUCCCUGAGUGCGAAGAGUCCGAUACUUCGACUGUGGACUCGGGCCAGUGGAUUGACUUCAAGCGAUUUGGACCCGCCACUGUACCGACUUCCCCGACCUACAACCUCAUGAAGCCUUUGACACAGCAGCUGUCCCCCAUUAACAUCGGCAAGGAGCAGGAGAGAGGGACAGAGUUCGAGUUCAUGAAGAGGCAGGUUAAGCCAUGGGAAGGGGAAAGGAUCCAUGAGGUGGGAAUGGACGACCUCGAGCUCACGCUGGGGAGCGGAAAGAACAGGACAUAAGCUCGAGCGGAGACUGCUGAGAGCGAGGCUCAGCCUAGAAAAUUGAGAUCGGAUUGUUUCUAGUUUGGAGAGUUUCAUUUCGCUGUGCGCGGAUAAUGGAAAUACUUGUAGUUAUAGCUGUUGUUGUGACCUUAUCACCCUUCAGGUUAAGCUAAUUAUACUUCGUGGGAUCGAAAUUCCAAAUUUCCAAA
Messenger RNA from Punica granatum (pomegranate), 1351 nucleotides. NCBI's taxonomy places the organism in Eukaryota, Viridiplantae, Streptophyta, Magnoliopsida, Myrtales, Lythraceae. The record is from RefSeq and is a predicted model, not a curated record.